AUGGCUUCAAAUGGAUCUACAGAAGUGGCCUAUAGGACAAAUUUACCCCAACACCAGAAACACCAGGAACAACCUCUGCACACACAGAUACCAGCACCGGCACAAGCACAGACACCAGCACAUAAAUCAUCUUGCAAUAUAACAAUUACAAAUCCACACCAACAACCACCGCCCGAGGAAUUGGACACUGGUGUCUCCAAUGGCGACGUUGAUUGGUUGUUUAGAGGCAAGUCCAAGAAAUUGGUGAAAAAAUUGGCAAGUAACGCCAAUAAUGACACCAAGGAGACUACAAAACAAGCAGAAGAAACAACACCACCAACAGCAGGAGGAGCAGCAGCAACAACAACAACAACAACAGCAGGAGCAGCAGCAAAUGCUGAACAUAAUGAAAAGCCAACAGAAACACAGAAACAGAAACUGUUGCCAAGUAAUGCGUCUACCACCAAACCACCAAUUACAGAUGCAGAAAAACAAACUUUGUCUCUGGAAAACAACAACUACAACAACAACAACAACAACAACAGCAAGUCAACUAAGUACGGCGAGCAAAUACAAAAACCUACUGCGCCCACUGCAACAGCUAACGUAUCAUCAGCUAAUAAACUGGGUCAAGUGACAGGAAAUGCUCCACCUCAACCAGAAAAAACUUCAAAAUUAGACAGACUUAUCGGUCGCUCAAGAUCAUCGUCAACUUCUGCAGUGCCUUCAUCACAAGAGAAUAAAUCAAAACCCACAAUCAAUCCACAACAACCUAGCACAAACUCAUCCACCAAGAGGAGAAGCAGCAGCAGUUUCAAUUUUAUGGGCUCAGCUGCAAAAGAACAUGUUUACAAUGAUCACGAUGAAGGAAGAUUACCCUUGAAAUCAACAAAUUCGAUUUCUUCAACUUCAACUUCAACUUCAAAUACUUCAUCACCAAGUGUCUCACGCUCCAACAGCGGCAAAAAAGGUUUGUUUAGCUCACUUUCAUCAAAGUUCAAACCAACAUUGUCCAACAACCUGCAAUCACAACAGCAACAGCAACUGCAUGAAUCACAACAGCAACUGCAACAGCAACAGCAAUUGCAACCACCACCACCUCCACCACCACAACAACAACAACAUUCAUCACAUGCGUCCCCAAAACUCAACCCACACUUGAUCGGAUCUGCCUCGAACCCUAAAAAAGUCGAAGACCUAGUCUCAUUGACAAAUACCAGUCCCGCAGGAUCGGGAAUACCAAUUAAAAGACGUACAUCAAGUAGCUCAAAAGACGCAGGAACAAGACCAGUAUUUAAGGACUCAUUCUUGGACGAAAGCGCAAUAUCCACUACCCCACCAAAUGAUGGCUUGAAUAGGUUCUUUAGAAGGCGAUCUUCUGCAACUUCAGCAUCAUCAAAGUCAACAGCGAUGGGACACAAUGGCAACAACACUACAAAUCUCUCUCGCGUGAUAUUGAACAAGAACAAAACUAGGGUUGCCAUCCCAAUAAGAGAUCUUCAAGAUGUCAAGAUGCGGAGAGUCACCUUUGCCGUGGACAAACUUGACUAUGACCCACAACAACAGAUCCCAUCGAGAAGACCUAGAAAGGGUAAUGUACUAAUCCCACAGGACCUUAAUGCACCACCGCCACGAUUAUGUUUGGGCAUUGCUGCUGCUGCUGCCACAACAACAACAACAACAUCAACAGCCAAUGACUCAAGGGACAAACAGCAGCAGCAACAGCAACAGCAACAGCAGUAUAGUGAACGAGAAAUUGCACUUGCCUUGGAGGCGCAAAAGCGUGCCUUGUUAGAAGCCGAACGACAUCAACACGAGGCACACUUGCAAGCCAAAAAAAUUGCAAAUGAAGUUGCAAGUUUCAAACAUUUAAGAAGCGGUAAACUAAAAGAUACAGAGCUUGCUAAUGUGGCAGAGGCAGCUAAUGAAGAUGAGUCCAACAUGGGAAGAGGAUUAAAGGCACAACAAGAUGAAGAAGAUGCACAAGAAGAAGAACAAGAAGAGAUUGAGGUUGAUUCCAAAAUCUCGAAAAAGUUUGCUACAAAAGCAUCGAUUGAUCAACCAUUGCAUGUACACGAGCAGCAUUUUGAUGACGAAGAACAUACUUUGAAACAUGAUGGGUCUGGCGUAUCUCUAGAAACCGUAUACACCAGAUGUUGUCAUUUGAGAGAAAUAUUACCUAUUCCAGCAACUUUGAAACAACUCAAGAAUAAAAAAGCACCCUUGGAGAUUUUGAAAAUGCUCAACCCCAAGCCAACAUUAAUUGACGUUUUAUCGUUUGCAGAUUUUAUUGCUAUAACACCAAUCAAUGCAGUGAUUUUCGAUAACGUAACAAUGACAACAGAAAUGCUCAAAUGUUUUCUCGUAUCCCUUGUUCAUAGCAAGACUUUGGAAAAAUUGUCAUUAAGAAACGUUGCAAUAGAUUCACAAGGUUGGAAAUUGCUUUGUGCAUUUCUCGCAGAAAAUAAGACACUCAAGAAAUUGGACAUUUCGCAACAACGAGUUAAAUCAGAGACACCACAAGGAUCGAUUAGGGGCAAUUUAAAUUGGGAUUUGUUCAUCUCAGCAAUAAUGUGCCGUGGUGGCAUUGAAGAAUUGGUGAUUAAUGGCUGCAAAUUGUCGGACGAAACAUUUGAAAAAUUAAUCACAAAGGCAGUAUCUCUUGGCACUAGAAGGCUUGGCGUUGCCUCAAUUGCAAUGACGUUGACCAAGGCGCAAAUUGUGGCAGAUUAUAUCUCAAACCCUAAAGCUGGUUGUGUUGGUAUUGAUAUUGCAUGCAAUGAUUUAAGCGAAGGGCAAUUGCAACCAUUUAUUGAUGCAUUCAAUCAUAAAGAAGUCAACCUAAUGUUUCUCUCACUUCACUCUACCAAUUUGAGUGAUGUUAAAGAAGCAAAAAGAUUGUUCAAGAGUAUUAUUAACUUGAAGUUCUUGCGGUUCUUGGACAUUAGUUCUAUUCCAAAAAUUUUUCCCGACAUUAUCUCAUCAUUAGCUGAAUACAUUCCACUAUACUCAAGUUUACGAAGGCUUCACAUGGACUUGAACGAAUUAUCACCACAAGCAAUAGGUUCAAUUGCAAUGUUUCUUCAUAAGGUGCCUUAUUUGGUGCAUUUAUCACUUUUGGGUAAUCGUGAUUUAAAUCAUUCGGCUGCUGCCACUUUAUAUUCCGCUGUGAAGGAGUCCAAAACGUUGUUUGCACUAGAUCUCGACUAUGACUUGGUAAGUGACGACUUGUCUCAACGAAUUGCAUUUUACUUGAUGAGGAAUAUGAAUAGUACCAUGAGCUCACUGUACCAUAUUAGUUCUGAAGUCAAGGAUGAAGACUUGAUGUUUGAUGGCUCAUUAUUGAUGGAGACUGCUGAAAAGUUACUUAGUGAAGUCGAUCAUGAGGGCCACAAGGUCCAACAAGGCGGACAAGAAAAAGAGAAUAUCAAGAUUCAACAAAUCAUUUCCAAUGCCAUGCUCGAACGAACAAGAGCAGUUCGUAAAGAUAUCCACAAGACUAUCGAUACAUUGUUUCAAAAACGUAACCAAGGGCAAUUAUCAUUUGAUGGUAAGGAAACAUUAAUCAGGUUUUGUCUAUUAGAUUCGUCUUUGGAGAAAUUGGUGCUUAUGUUUGAAGAAAAUGCUCACAAAUGGGAAGGCAAGUCUUUUAGUGCUGAACAGACGCCGGAAAUACAAAUUUCGCAACUGGAAAAUGUGGGUCAAUUACUGUCACCAAUACCACAACCAACUCAUCAUCAACAACAACCACUACAACAACAACAACAACAGCAGCAGCAACAUAAUGAACUUCAACACCCAUUUCAACAUUUACAAGAAGCUCAUGAACUGUUGCAUCAUAAUUCAAGCGAGGUUAUUUCAGCUGGUCCCAUUUUGUCGCCUAUGGCGUCGCAAAUGCAGUCCAAUGCACAUUACUUUUCAAUUCCAAUUGGAGGUGACGAUAGUGGCACUGGCUAUGACAUCGGUAAUGUCAGCGGCAACACUAACGGCAAUACCAAUAACGUAAAUUAUAUGAACAAUACGAAUAAUUUUAACCUCCAGCCCCAUCAAGUGGUUGUAGAGUCCAAUGUGGACGGAAAGGAUGUUGUGGUUGACAGGAUCACGGGACGUCCAGUUUUGACCAAGACAAUUAGUCAAACUAGUUUACAUGCCAGAGAACAGGAAAUCGAGGAGGGUGAAUUCCACAAGCUCAAUUUUUUCAUACAACUGAGGAAUUCCGAAGCCAAUGCAGAGAAUGAUCUUACACGAGCUUCUGGCACAGAAGACGGUCAUGGUGGCGGAACUGGAGAUGGGGCAAAUGCAAAUGCAAGUGCUAGUGCUAGUACUAGUGCUAAUGCUCUUGCAGCACAUCAAAGUGAUUUGAGGCGCGAAAUCCCACUUUUGAGUCAAUUACCUUCUGGUCCCGAACUACGCGAUGCCAUCAUUAAAGCAAAAGGUAUUGAUAAUGUCAAUGAGUUGAUCAACAGAAUCAACAACAAAUCAGGUGUAGAGGGUAACAAACCCAUCACCUCAGAGAUUAAGGAAAAGCCUAGGCAUGCUGAAGACCCUCCAUCCGAUGAAGCCUAUUCGAUCGACUCCGGCUCAACUCACAAUAAUCCAGAUCCUGUUGUUGAUGAGGUUUAUGAUAAACUAUUGAAUGACGCAGAACGAGUGCGUCUGAACAAGUAA
This is a messenger RNA of Lodderomyces elongisporus, 4647 nucleotides long. It is a transcript of the gene LPI9, whose product is annotated as protein phosphatase regulator. Bases 1 to 4647 code for a protein of 1548 amino acids. The record is from RefSeq and is a predicted model, not a curated record. The transcript has a single exon. Lineage: Eukaryota; Fungi; Ascomycota; Pichiomycetes; Serinales; Debaryomycetaceae.